CUCCUCGCGCAGGACCGGAGUGGUGUUCACUCGGCCGCGCGCCACGGCGCGACAUGCCCAGCUGAUGUUUAUUUAUACCGCGAGCUCGGCGGAGGGCGCGCGCGGGAGGCCCUCCCCUCCGCGGCACCACGGUUUCGCGUGAUGCAGCCGAGCGAGCUAGCCGACACCGCGCACGCCGCUAGCGGAAAUCCCCCGCAGCGUGGCCUCAACGGUGGCCGAUUCGACUUUGAUGAUGGUGGUACCUAUUGUGGCGGUUGGGAGGACGGCAAGGCCCACGGUCACGGUGUGUGUACUGGACCGAAAGGACAGGGGGCGUAUGCCGGCUCCUGGCACUUUGGAUUUGAAGUAUCCGGCGUCUACACCUGGCCCAGUGGAAGUUCCUUCGAGGGACAAUGGCAAAACGGCAAGCGGCACGGUUUGGGCGUGGAAACGCGCGACCGUUGGUUGUACCGGGGAGAGUGGACUCAAGGCUACAAGGGCCGCUACGGCGUCCGACAGAGUAGCACAAGCAACGCUAAGUACGAGGGUACCUGGGCUAACGGCCUCCAAGACGGAUAUGGUUCAGAAACAUACGCCGAUGGCGGAACAUACCAAGGACAAUGGAUGCGAGGACUCAGGCAUGGAUACGGAGUGCGCACGUCAGCACCCUUCGGUUUGGCAUCUCACUACCGCGGGGGUGCUCGGGAUCACCGUGGCUCGCUCUCAUCGCUGGCGGAGGCGACGGGUACUCCUGACCCCUCCGACCGUCGGACGACGCGCAUGGACGAUGCCCGAGGUGGCUUCGUACUUAAAGCCAGCUCUGAUGAGCCAUCGGGUAGAAGAGGUUCUCUUGUUGAGAAGACUAAAAAGGGACUUCUUGCCAAGUUACGCAAGCAACGCAGUGCCGGCGAGUUGGACAAGCGCGGCACCGGCUCGGUACGGUCAGGCGGCUCAGGCGGUUCAGCUUCAUCCUGGGUUUCGUCGGUUGAAAGCACGCAUUCCGCUACUACGCGAGGCUCAUUGCAUACCAACUCUAACACCAGUUUCAUUGUUGAGGAUGAACACUUGGAUGCCAGUGUAACUGAAACAUAUAUGGGUGAAUGGAAGAACGAUAAGCGUACUGGAUUCGGCGUUAGUGAACGUAGCGAUGGCCUUCGGUACGAGGGCGAGUGGUUUGCAAAUAGAAAAUAUGGCUAUGGUGUUACAACCUUUCGAGAUGGGACCAGGGAAGAAGGGAAAUAUAAAAACAACGUACUUAUAACCAGCCAGAAACGUAAACAUAUGUUCCUUAUGCGAUCGGCGAAAUUCCGAGAACGAGUUGACUCAGCAGUUAAUGCAGCACAACGCGCGUCCAAAAUAGCGCUCCAAAAAGCCGACAUUGCUAUUUCUAGAACCGCUACAGCCCGAGGUAAAGCUGAGCAAGCAGAUGAAUCAGCAGACCAAGCUAAAGAAGACUGUGAUAUUGCACAAACAACUGCUAAGCAGUUCGCACCAGAUUUUAAGCAUCCUGGCUUUGACCGCAUAGGUUUAAGAGAAAAGUAUCGACAAAAAGUCUAUGAACAACAAAUUAAUACUCCUGUAACACAAGAAGCCGACAAAAUCUUAGACGGAAAGAGCAUUCCAAAUCAUAUCCCUCCGAUGCACCAACAGAUUCCCCAAAUGAAUAAAAUACCAAACGCGAUUUCUUCUAGAAGACCAUCAACUCAAUACCAGCAUAAUACAGGGCAACCACUGGAUCCAAGAUACCCAAAUAACCCUCAUUUUAGUGCCGAUGAUAGAAAUCAAGGUUCUCAAUUUGACCAAUUUUAUAAACCUAACCAAGAAACAUGGAACGCUCCUGGAACGACGCAAAAUCAAAUACAAAAUCAAAAACUAUACCCAUCAAACAAUCCACCAAGUGGAUAUAACGUACCGGAUAAUCAAUCAGCGCCACAAUCUGCUUAUCAAUUACAGCAUCAACAAAGUAUGGACCACAGUAACCAACAAUACUCUAAUCAAAAUCGCCGAUUUUCGUCUUCCAUACGACCAUCACCAAAUCAACGACCGUCACAAGAGUGGAACGCAGCUCCGGGAUUAACGAGACGACAAAGUAUUCUUGCUCAACCAAUGAAUGAUCCUCAAAGUGAAUCGUACGUUGAUAGCGCUAUGGCUGCAUAUCGAAGAAAUGAACUUCGUACUGGUACUGUGCAUUCAGAAGGUCCUCUAGAUAGACAAGCUCCAAAUACAGAAUCACAAGGAUAUCGUCAACCUUUGGAUCAGCAAGCUUACCGUCAGCCAAUCGACCAACAAAUGUAUCACCAAUCUUCCAUGAACCAACCAGGCUAUAGACAAACACCAGACAAGCAAAUGUAUCGUCAACAAGCGAUGGACCAGCAAUCUUACAGGCAACCGACAUCAACAGAGCAAGAUAUAAUUAAUGGGGAACGUGAAUUACGACAACAAGGAUCACGCCCGUCAAUUGAUUACUUUGAUCAUUACAAAAGACCUCCUAGCAGAGACUCUAGCGUGGACCGCUAUGGCAGACGAUCAAGACAGCCAUCUGUAGAGGCUGUUCCUCCAAGUGGCGGCUCUCGGGCUGGAUCUGUUGCACCACAACCAUUACCUGCAUCUCGUCCUGCAUCCCGAGCAGCAACACCAGCUGGCAAUGGUCAUUUAGCUUCCGGCCGUGGCUCUAUUUCUAGAGCUUCUUCAAGAGAGCAACAGCCUUUCGAAGAUUCUCUUUUACGAAAAAGAACCCUUGGUCAAGAAAUUUCUCCAUCACCCUAUCAACCUAAAAGGACAGAAAGCUUAUUUGUAGCACAAAAUCCAGCACCACCGCCUCCGGCGCCAAUGGGCGGAGGAGGAGGAGGUGGUGGAGGUCGAAAGAUGCUAAGCACACCACAAACGCUGCAACGCAAGAAGUCUUUGCCCGACGUGGCGGGCAUGCCGCGGCUGCCGGACGGCGGGGGCAUGUCCCGCGAGGAGGUAUCUGCACUGGGCUCCGCGCGCCGCGAGGAAGUUCGCCGCAUGCACGAAGAGUCCGAGAAACUGAGAGCCAACCCCCUCCUCUACCUAGUUAGUCCACAAGUGAAGGACUGGUUCUCCCGGCAGCAAUUAGUGAUCUUAGUAUUGUUUAUCAACAUCUCGUUAGGUAUUAUGUUCUUCAAAUUGCUGACGUAGCGCCGGCAGGCGGCGCCGUCGCGCCUUUUAUCUCAGUGUAGCGACACUCGUGUACAUAACAAUUGUAAAAAAAAUUAAACACAAAAACAAUAUCUGACGUGCAAAUAUUUCAUAUAGUACAUAACUAAUUUAAACACUUAUAAUCAAUCAUAACUCCUAUCCAAAAAUAUAAUUUUACGGAUUUCAAUUAGCCAGUGUACUUUUGUAAAAGUUGUGAAAGUGGAAAAAUCAAAGACAAAUUAUGAGAAAACAGUGCAAACCCAACCCACGUCGAAUCAAUGUAACUUCAUGGUGUGAGAGUGAGAUUUUUGUGACCACUAGACGAAAUUUCGAAUGUAAGCACGAUUUACUUAAGAACCUGCAUAUUGUAGGUUGGUCGUAUUAUAAUAUUAAAAGCUUGCCUUAUUAAGUAAAUUCAUUUAAGUGAAAAUAACAUCGGAAUGGAAAUGAGUGUGGUGAGCUUAGGAAGUUCCAGAAAAUGCAAUGAGACAUUUAUUAAUAGUAAACUAAAUGAUAAGAUAUUUACACAAUUUAAUAUUUUGGCAUUAUAUUAGAAUUUAAAUAUUUGACAGUUUAGUAAUAAUAGCGUAGACUCAAAUUAAGAAUUACAUUGAAAAUUGUAAACGCCAACGAAUAAAAAUUAUUUGCUUGUUUCGAAGAAUAUUAUGAUAUACUUCGUAUUUUAUGAAAGAUUUUUGAAUCUUUUAAUAAAAAAUCCUUGCAGAAAAAUGUUACCAUAGUUAUAUUUAAUGCUUAAAUUAAAAAUCUUUUAAAGUGCUAAAUAUACGAUAGAUUAGUUUACUAUUUAUUAUUUAACUUUAUUCAAUGUAUUGUAUUGAAUCUGUUACCCCAGUUUUUUUAUAAAUAUUUAAAAGAAAUUUAUUAAUGUUUGGUGGGCGAUUAGAACAAAUUGCUUGUUCUUUAUUUCUUAUAUUAAAAUAUGUUCUUAGAUUAACGAGAAAAACGAAAUCUAUUUCAAACUUUGACAAAAUGAACAUCCAAUUUUUAUACAAAUAGGUAUACUUAUAAUUUUGUGUUGUAACUAUGUCAAUUUCUUGUAUUUGAAUUUUUUAUAUAAGAAAAUGAAAUUGUACCAUAUUUAUUAUAUAAAAUAAUUUAUAUAAAAGUGUGCAUGCGAGAUUGUUGAUACGCUGUACAAUUACGAAAGUUGUGGUAAACGCGCAAUUCUUAAAUUGUUAAAAGUAAGACAAUUUCCGCAGUUUCUUCAUUAUGUAAAAACUUUAAGUUAUCUUUAAGAGUUUUAAUUACUUGUAUCAAUUUUAUCUACGUUUCAGAAAUAAAAUAUUUUAAC
Messenger RNA from Nymphalis io (European peacock), 4450 nucleotides. RefSeq names its product junctophilin-1. The transcript has 8 exons. The coding region runs from base 142 to 3138 and encodes 998 amino acids. The record is from RefSeq and is a predicted model, not a curated record. Gene Ontology annotation, cellular component: endoplasmic reticulum membrane; plasma membrane; junctional membrane complex. NCBI's taxonomy places the organism in Eukaryota, Metazoa, Arthropoda, Insecta, Lepidoptera, Nymphalidae.